AAAUUUUUCAAGGUUACAAAGCUGCGGUACACAAUUUCGGGAUGUUGGUUGUGAAUCCUUGUCGGCUGCUGUCUUCGCGCCUAAUAUCUGGCAGUUUAAGGCCAGUAUGUUGUUCUUUCUCUCAAAAUUACGUUUUAAGAACCACAAAACUUGGAACUGCGCCUGCUGUACAAAGAACUGGUUUGUUGCCAUCAGUUCACUGGACAAUUGAACGUGUUUUGGCUGUCGGUAUGUUGCCGUUGUAUCCAAUCGCGAUUUACAUGGAUACUCCAAUGAUGAAUUUUAUUGUGGUUACUGCUGUUUCUAUUCAUUCCUACUGGGGUUUUGAUGGAGUGAUCAAGGAUUACGCAUUCGAACGCCGCUAUGGUCCUGCACUAAUGCCUAUAUUGCGUACAUUGUGGAAAAUAAUGUGUGGCUUCGGUUUUGGUGGUCUACUGUACUUCAACUUCAAUGAUGUAGGAUUCAUUUCAGCUGUGAAAAAACUAUGGGCUUUAUAAAAAACCUUUUGUCUUAUCACCCUAAUUUUUUAUUGAUCUCGAAAUAACUUGUAAUAUUUGGGUAAAAUGUGAAUCCUUACUGUUACUUAUCAGCGUUUGUUUUUUCAAAUUAGUUUAAUUUUUCGCUGUCUAAUGUUUUCGAAUACCCCAAAUUAGAAACUAAAUUCACAAUAAAUUUGUGUCGCUUUGA
Messenger RNA from Trichobilharzia szidati, 687 nucleotides. NCBI's taxonomy places the organism in Eukaryota, Metazoa, Platyhelminthes, Trematoda, Strigeidida, Schistosomatidae. The record is from the annotation of a GenBank genome assembly.